Molecule: messenger RNA, 1455 nt
Organism: Aspergillus niger
Lineage: Eukaryota; Fungi; Ascomycota; Eurotiomycetes; Eurotiales; Aspergillaceae
Exons: 7
Coding region: 1-1455 (484 amino acids)
Biological process (GO): secondary metabolite biosynthetic process
Molecular function (GO): monooxygenase activity; FAD binding
Source: RefSeq, a predicted model, not a curated record
AUGGGCAUCUUUAACAGUGUUCUCGGGAGAAGUGAAGGAUCCACAAUGAGCCAUCACGACUCACACCUUGACAUCAUUGUCGUUGGUGCAGGCCUCAGUGGCCUCGCCACCGCCAUUUCCUGCGCCAUGUCCGGCCACACUGUUACAGUUCUCGAGCAAGCGAAAGAGUUGGCAGAAGUCGGCGCCGGUCUCCAGAUCACUCCUAAUGCUUCCCGCCUGUUCUCACACUGGAAACUUCCUGAGAAGCUAUGGACUGACGCUGCAGAGCCCACUUCCCUAACAGUGCACCGCUACACAGGCGAAGUCCUUGCCCAUGAAGAAUCCUUUGAUCGGAAUAUCCGCUCCAAGUACUCCGCACCGUUUAUCGACUUGCACCGCGUAGACCUGCAGCAAGCAUUAUACGCGCGAGCCAAGGAGCUCGGCGUGACCUUCCACCUCGACGAGAGAGUCAACACAAUUGAUUUCGACACGACUACAGUCACCACCCUCAAGGGCAGGACUGUUUCCGGGGACCUAAUAGUCGCCGCAGACGGACUCUGGUCUCGCUGUCGAGAAUGCUACUGUGGGAGAAAAGACGACCCCAUUCCCACGGGAGACCUGGCGUAUCGGAUUGUCCUGACAGCGGACCAGAUCUCAGACCCGGACCUGAAGGCUUGGGUUGAGAAUCCAACGGUACAUUUCUGGAUUGGACCUGGCGCACAUGCAGUAGGAUAUUCCCUGCGCGGGGGAAAGAUGAUGAAUAUUGUACUCUUGGUGCCGGAUGAUCUACCCCCAGGUGUAUCACGACAGACUGGCUCGCUGGAGGAAAUGAUGCGUUUAUUCGUGGGUUGGGAUCCAGUCUUAACCCGCUUUCUGGGCUACGUGAACGGCGUUGACAAAUGGAAACUCAUGCAUCCUCGACUCAGACGCCGAAAUGGAAUCGUGGAUCAACGACAAAUCCAACCUCGUCUUCAUGUAUAUUUACAUCCCCCUUCACCCCAAACCAACCCACCAACUAACCAAACCUCCAGCGGCGACGCUUGCCACCCAAUGCUCCCCUACCUCGCGCAAGGGGCCAACUCGUCCCUCGAAGACGGCGCCGUCCUCGGAGGCCUCCUCGGCCACAUGAAACACAAAUCUGAUCUCCCCGCUAUCCUCCGUAUAUACGAGAAGCUACGCAAGUCCCGAGGGAAUCAAAUCAAAAAGAGAAACGAUUUCCACAUGCACGACGGCCCCGAACAAGAGAAACGAGAUCACAUAUUCCUUUCUCAGUUGGGGAAGGAGCUAAAGGGGGCUUUUCCGAGUCGGUGGACGUGUCCUGAAGUCCAGCCAUGGUUAUAUGGAUAUGAUGCUAUCAAGGAGGUGGAGAAUGUGGUGGAGCAGAAUCCGGGAUUGUUUAAUGGCAGUAGUAAGCAGAAUAAUGAAGAAAGCUCAAUAUCCGUCUUUGGUCUUCUCACCUGGACUGAACGCUCUUAG